Guillardia theta CCMP2712 is the source of this 1605-nucleotide messenger RNA. RefSeq lists its product as hypothetical. The transcript is spliced from 4 exons. Bases 1 to 1605 code for a protein of 534 amino acids. The record is from RefSeq and is a predicted model, not a curated record. NCBI's taxonomy places the organism in Eukaryota, Cryptophyceae, Pyrenomonadales, Geminigeraceae.
AUGAAGUCGGCCUCCAAGAUCUCGAGCCGGAGGUCCCGGGGAGAGCUCAACAGCUUCUUCCAGUCUCUCCACUCGUCCGUCAGCAGCGCCCCCAUCGACGAUGGCCUGAGCCAUGCGGCGAGGGCAACAGAGAGCGAGCUUUCCAAGAGCAUAGACCAGCUUGCCUCUCUUGCUCACAGCUCGACGACCUCCAAGGAUCUGGCUGCCGAGAUGAAGAAUGCCCUGAAUGCCGUGCGGGACCUGCGCAGUCAGCUGGACAGGAAGGGGAGCAGGGAGAAGAGAAGCUGGGCGAAUCACAGGCACACGAUCAAGCAUGCUGCCCAGUUCCCGAGCUCUGCGGCGAACGCGAUCCAGAAGAAGUUAGCACAGGUCAGGAUCAAGUCUGAUGACAAGGACCUGGACGUCUUUGACUUGAAGGGAGACGAUGACAAGCAAGCUCGUGAGGAGCUGAGCAAGAUGAUUGUCACCGCAAGGAGAUUGACGAAAGAAGUCUCUGCCAUCGCUGAGGGAUCUCGGGUUCCUGGGAUCAAAUCAAGCGUCCUCGGAGUUCUGCGAUCGGCCAAGGCUGUUGAAGAGGCCAAGGGCAAGGAGAGUGAUGCCCGUGACAAGAUCGUUGCACACGAGUUGGCAGUGAGGAGGAAGAAGCUGAUGGAAGCAGAGGCAGAGGAGAAGGCGGCGGCGCGGGCAGCCAAGGAGGCGUUUGAGGCGGAGAAGAUCGCCCAGGAGAAGCACUCUGAAGCCUCCAAGGACCUGGAGCUUGCGGAGGAGAGGAGGAAGGCUGCACGGAGAGCACGGGCAAUCAUAGCAGAGGGAAACAUCAAGAGGGAGAAGAGCGAUAGGAAAGUAGAGGAGCCAGCGAGCAGAACGCAGGCGAAGCAAGUGAGGCACGCGAAGACUCGAGAGCAUCCCGCCUCUGAUGACGUCAUCCUCAACGACAACGACACGGGUUACGAGGAUUCCAAGACGGCAGUUGCUCGCCAGUGCACGGACACCAUCGCCAAGUAUGGCUGCAGCUCUCUGCUCAAAGACAGCCCUUGCCUGUCCUUCUGCCGGGGCGCCGAGCAUGGCGCGUCUUUGAGGAACUCAUACGUCGAUGAUGUAUACGGCACUCCGUAUGACCCGUCGACGUACGAGCAUGAUCGCCACGGAUUCUUUGCCAGGAAGGAUGGGGAGCAGUCAGGAGACAUCCUGUCCAACGGGCAUGACUAUAGGAGGGUCGUCAGGAGCGAGGGGAUGAACUCCCUUUCUCGAGUUCUUGCCGGCGAGAAGAGGAUGCAGCAGAAGCUGCAGAGCUCUCUUGAGCAGGAGCAAGCUGAAAACAUCGCGCUCAGGAAGCAGGUCAAGGAUCAGGAGUCGUCCCUUAGGAGCCUCUCCAAGAGCCUCUCAUACAGGUCGGGCUACGUGCCGCAGGACGGCAGAACCCCUCCGGGGCAGUCCAUUCGUGACCUCCCGGACACUCCUCCCCUUCCCGAGUACAAGCAAGUCGGGAGGCAACAGGAGCUUGCUGAGGUGUUUUCUCGGGCCAAGGGGGGGGGAUUGAUCUUGCACAACGCUGAAUUCAUCAACAAGAACAAGGAUUUGCAUGACCCUAUGAGGCCCAUGUAG